Messenger RNA from Tribolium madens (black flour beetle), 1951 nucleotides. RefSeq lists its product as uncharacterized. The coding region runs from base 1 to 1770 and encodes 589 amino acids. The transcript has 2 exons. The record is from RefSeq and is a predicted model, not a curated record. NCBI's taxonomy places the organism in Eukaryota, Metazoa, Arthropoda, Insecta, Coleoptera, Tenebrionidae.
AUGUUUACCGUGAAAAAAAUAUUUGUGCUGGUGUGCCUUUUAGGCCUUUUAAAUUUGUUUCUAAUUUACAAAAGUUGGUUCGAUUUUGGCGAAACUGAGUACGAAACCAAAUUCCCCUCAUGGUUUCCAGAAAGACGCUAUUUGAUCGAAACAGAAAAAUGCAAAAUUUUGGACUUUCAACCCUUGGAAGACCACAAACGGGUGAAACCCAAAUCUUGUGGCCCUUCCGACCUUUUGACUUAUGUCACGGUCGAUAAUAACACGGCCACUCUUCAUAUCAAUGAGAAACUUGCCAAAAAAUACCGCAAUUUUGACUGUUUCUACCGGGAUAUUGGAAAUUUUGAUGUUCCACUCAAACUUCCUGCGUUUACGCCGUUCAAAAGUCGGGUCAAAAUUGAUUUCGACUACGUUUUUGUCAAGUGUUUGAGGAGGAAAAGGGUUUUUUACUCAAACACACAUGCGCCAAUAAUCUUGAAAGAAGACAUAAUCAAAAGACAAAAAUUGAUGAAAAACCCAAGUGAGGCUUUCAGUGUGUUAAUUAUAGGAAUUGAUAACAUGUCACGCUUGAAUUUCCUUCAAUUCCUCCCAGAAACUCGGUUACUUCUCAAGGAAAACAAUUGGAUUUCCUUGAAGGGUUACAAUAAGGUUGCUGGUGACACCCAUCCUAACCUUAUGGCCCUUUUGGCCGGCUUAGAUAACCCCAAAGUGGAGGAAAAAUGUCGCAGAAGCCUAAUUAGUUGCCCUUUGGUUUUGUUCGACUACCAAAACCACGGUUAUGCCACGGCUUAUGCCAGAGACGAACCCAGGAUGGACAACUACCCUAACCCUCCCAUUGAUUACCAUUUCUGGCCCUAUUUCCGCGUCAACGAAAAGCUUAAAACCCGGAAAAUCGACAAUUUCUGCACGGGCCCGGAAAGUAGCAGUGAACGAGUCCUAAACUUGGCCAAAAAUUUUGCCAAAACCCUCCAAAACCGUCCCAGUUUUGGUGUAUUCUGGAUGAACGGUUUUACUAAAAAUAAUCUCAAUUUGGACUCGAAAAUCCGAGAUUUUUUCGUAAAUAUUAGCCAUUCCGGGAUUUUGAAAAACACCUUCGUGUUUUUUUUGAGUGACUACGGGUUCCAUGUGGGCCCUUUUCGCCACACUCACAUGAGUUGGCUCGAGGAGAGACUACCGUUUAACUAUAUUUGGGUUCCGGUGAAAUUCCGGAUCAAGUUUCGUCGACAAUAUCACAAUCUUGAAUUUAACAUAGAUCAAUUGACUUCGCCAUAUCAUCUCUAUAUGACCCUUCAGGACAUUCUAGUCUUGUCAAAACAAGGUUAUGAGAUAAAACCGAGUCAAGGGUGUUCCAAGUGUCAAUCUUUGUUUGAAAAUUUUGAAGAUAGAUCUUGUCAAGAUGCAGGAAUUGAAGCAAAGUGGUGCACUUGUAAUACUUAUACGGCAAUUCCAAGAGAGGCAAAUCUUGUGGUAAUUGCCUCAGAGUACGUCCUACGAUACAUCCAUACCAUUAUUUUUGACCAUAAUGGUGAGAAAAACUGUUUGAGAUACACAAUAGCAAAAAUCAUCUCAGCGGGGAUUUCAGAUGACCACAGACACAUUUUAUUGAUUUUGGAAACUAAUCCAAAAGCUGUUUUUGAAACCACUGUGUUGUAUCAGCCGGGAAGUAAGCAAACUUUUAGUGUCAAGGGCGAAAUUAGUAGACUUGACAGAUACGCCAAGCACAGUUACUGUACCAGCAAUCGUUUGUUAAGAAAACUAUGUUAUUGUCGUUGAUGUUUUUUUUGUCAUUGUCAAAUGUCAAAAAUAUAACAUGUUUAGCCUGUUUUCAAUGUCAAAAAUUUGUGUUCUAGUCUUGCUUUUGAGUAUUUCAGUCUUAUAUUUGCUUUACUUUAGUCGCUCCAGCUUUGUGGAUUUUAACCAAAAAAACAAAAGUAAGGGCAAAAGACAUUUGGUC